AUGGCGACGUCGGUCGCGUCCGAGGUCCACCCGGGCGCCAACCACGCGGACCUCCCCAAGAACUUCGAGCAGGGCGACGUCGAGGAGCGCCUGUACAAGAUGUGGGAGGAGAACGGGUACUUCAAGCCGUCCGAUACCGCCGCGGGCGAGCCCUUCACGAUCGCAAUGCCUCCGCCCAACGUCACCGGAGCGCUGCACAUGGGACACGCGAUGUUCGUCACGCUUCAGGACAUCAUGGCGCGCAACGCGCGCAUGCGCGGCCGUCCCACGCUGUGGCUCCCGGGCACCGACCACGCCGGCAUCGCGACGCAGCUGGUGGUGGAGAGGUCGCUCGAAGCGGAUGGGCUCACUCGCGAGGGCGUCGGCCGAGAGGAGUUUGAGCGAAGGACCUGGGAGUGGAAGAAGGAGUACGGCGGGCGCAUCGGUAACCAGAUCCGGCGUUUGGGCGCGUCGUGCGACUGGUCCCGCGAGAGGUUCACCCUGGACGAGGGCCUGAGCGAGGCUGUGCUCGAGGCUUUCGUCUCCCUUCACGACAGAGGUCUCAUCUACAAGGGAACGUACAUGGUCAACUGGGCGCCCAAGCUGCAAACCGCCGUCUCCGACCUCGAAGUGGAGUACGCCGACGAGCCCGGGACGCUGUACUACUUCAAGUACCCCGUGGAAGGGGGCGAGGGGGACGGCGCGUACCUGCCCGUCGCCACCACCCGCCCGGAGACCAUCUUAGGCGACACAGCUGUGGCGGUGAACCCGGCGGAUGACCGGUUCAAGUCGUUCAUCGGCAAGCGGUGCGUGGUGCCCUUCUCGAACGGCCGCACGAUUCCCAUCAUCGGCGACGAUUACGUGGACAUCGAGUUCGGAACCGGCGCGCUGAAGAUCACCCCGGGACACGACCCGAACGACUACGAGAUUGGCCAACGCGUCGGGUUGCCCACGAUUAACAUCAUGAACAAGGAUGGCUCGAUGAACGGCAACGCGGGAGCUUACGAGGGACUGGACAGGGCCGAGUGCCGAACGAAGCUCUGGGCGGAUAUGGAAUCGCAGGGGAUCGCGAUCAAGUCCGAGCCGUAUCAGACGCGCGUGCCCAGGAGCCAGCGGGGCGGCGAGGUUAUCGAGCCUCUGGUGUCGGAGCAGUGGUUCGUGAAGAUGGAGACGAUGGCAAAGCCCGCGCUGCAGGCGGUGGAGACUGGGGAGCUCACGAUCGUCCCGUCGCGCUUCGAGAAGAUCUACAAGGGGUGGCUGACCGACAUCCGCGACUGGUGCAUCUCGCGACAGCUGUGGUGGGGGCACAGGAUCCCCGUGUGGUACGUUCACGAGAGCCAGGCGGCGUUGGACGCGGCCCGGAGCGGCACGGGAAAGGGCUCCUCGCCGACGUACGUCGUCGCGCGCAACGAGGCGGAGGCGACCGCGAAGGCCAAGGCUGCGCACGGCGAGCACGUGGUGCUGUACCAGGAGGAGGACGUGCUGGACACCUGGUUCUCCUCCGGUCUCUGGCCGUUCUCCACCCUCGGGUGGCCCAACGAGGAAGCCGCGGACCUCGCCAAGUUUUUCCCCACGCAGGUGAUGGAAACGGGGCACGACAUCCUCUUCUUCUGGGUCGCGCGCAUGGUGAUGAUGUCCUACGGCAUGACCGGGAAGUUACCCUUCCACACCGUGUUCCUGCACGGCUUGGUGAGGGACGAGAAGGGCCGGAAAAUGUCCAAAUCGCUCGGCAACGUGGUCGACCCGCUCAACGUCAUCGACGAGCAAGGGUGCGACGCCCUGCGCUUCACCCUCGCCACCGGCACCGCCGCGGGCCAGGACCUCAACCUCAACAUGGACCGCCUCGCGUCCAACCGCAACUUCACCAACAAGAUCUGGAACUCCGGCAAGUUUGUCCUCUACUCCCUCGAGGGCAUGUCGGACGACGAACGCGUCGAGCUCGUCGACGCGGCGGCGGCCGUUCCCUCGUCCCUACCCGACCUGCCCCUCGCGGAGCGGUGGAUCGUGUCCAGGUUGCACGCCGUCGUCGACCACGUCACGUCGGCGCACGACAGGUACGACUUUGGCGAAGCCGGCCGGGCGGCGUACUCGUUCUUCUACGACGAUUUCGCGGAUUGGUUCAUCGAGGGAGCCAAGUCCAGGCUGUACGGCGACGACCCGGCCGCCGCGAAGACCACCAAAGCCGUCGCGCUCUACGUCUUGGACAACACCCUGAGGGUGUUGCACCCGUUCGUGCCUUACGUCACCGAGGAGGUGUGGAGGUCGCUGCCGCACCGCGGAGAUUCCAUCAUGAACCAGAGCUGGCCGCGGCUGGACGCCGAGAGGGACGCCGGCGCGGUCGGCGCGUUCGAGACGGUGCAGGGCAUCGUGCGAUCCAUUCGCAACGCACGCGCGGAGUACGCGGUGGAGCCCGCGAAGAGGAUCCCCGCGUUCGUGGUCAUCUCCGACGCUACUCUAAUGGAAGAGGUGGCGGCGGAGUUGGCGAUGGUCGGCGGUCUCGCCAGGCUCGACGCGGAGGCGUCGCGGGUGUGCGCCGCCGCGCCCGCGGACGCGGUCGAGACGCCGGGCGACUUCGUGCAGACGGUGGUCAGCGACGGCGUCGAGGUGUACCUUCCGCUGUCCGGCAUCGUCGACCCGGCGAAGGAGCUCGCGAGGCUCGGGAAGCAAGCGGGUAAACUGGAGAAGGAGGUGGACGGGCUCGCGGGAAGGCUCAAGUCGCCCAAGUUCGUCGAGAAGGCGCCCGCGGCGGUCGUCGAGAAGAGCAAAAAGGAGCUCGCGGAACUGGAGGAGCAGCUCGCGUCGGUCAGGAGUCGCAUGUCGCAGAUGGAAGCGCUCGCGGCGAAGUGA
Molecule: messenger RNA, 2826 nt
Organism: Micromonas commoda
Lineage: Eukaryota; Viridiplantae; Chlorophyta; Mamiellophyceae; Mamiellales; Mamiellaceae
Exons: 1
Coding region: 1-2826 (941 amino acids)
Biological process (GO): valyl-tRNA aminoacylation
Cellular component (GO): cytosol; cytoplasm
Molecular function (GO): valine-tRNA ligase activity; ATP binding; aminoacyl-tRNA deacylase activity
Source: RefSeq, a predicted model, not a curated record